Messenger RNA from Eurytemora carolleeae, 1429 nucleotides. Its product is annotated as zinc finger Y-chromosomal protein 1. The transcript is spliced from 4 exons. Gene Ontology annotation, cellular component: nucleus. Gene Ontology annotation, biological process: regulation of transcription by RNA polymerase II. NCBI's taxonomy places the organism in Eukaryota, Metazoa, Arthropoda, Copepoda, Calanoida, Temoridae. The record is from RefSeq and is a predicted model, not a curated record. Bases 4 to 1251 code for a protein of 415 amino acids. Gene Ontology annotation, molecular function: DNA-binding transcription factor activity, RNA polymerase II-specific; RNA polymerase II transcription regulatory region sequence-specific DNA binding.
AGAAUGGCAGAGACUCAGAAAGAAAAAUUAGAUUUAGAUGAGUUUGAAAUUAAAGAAGAGAUAGUUUUUAUCAAUGAAGAAAUACUUCCCUCCUCUACUGAAGAGGAUACAUUUUCUGUGGAUAUAGAUAUGAAAGGUGUACAAGAUGUUGAAAACAGUAAACCUGUAUUUGAUCCUGGUUUUCACUCUGAGCUAAUCAUUAAAGACGGAUUUGAGGAUGGAAAUUUAGGUGAAAACAUGGAUGACAGAUUUGUUGAUUUUAAAUCAGAACCAAAGCGAAACAAGAAGCGUAAAGUGAAAUACGCUUGUAUGGAGUGUGAGUAUGUUGCAACUCAAGCAGGCAAUUUAAAAACCCACAUUGAAAAUAAACAUAAAGGAAUGAGAUAUCCUUGCUCUAAAUGUGAGUUUGCUGCGACCACAACACGCAGUCUGAGAACUCACAUUGAAAGCAUAUAUGAAGGAGUGAAAUAUUCUUGUUCUCAAUGUGAAUAUAUUGCAAACCAUGUAAGUACUGUGAAGAUUCAUGUUGAAAGUAAACAUGAAGGAGUGAGAUAUCCUUGUUCUAAAUGUGAGUAUAUUGAAAAUUAUAAAAGUUCUCUGAAGGUUCAUGUUGAAAGUAUACACGAAGAAGUGAGAUAUCCUUGUUCUAAAUGUGAGUAUAUUGCAACUCAAGCAAGUAGUUUGAAGAAACAUAUUGAAGGUAAACACAAAGGAGUGAGAUAUCCUUGCCCUCAAUGUGAGUAUAUUGCAACGCAUGUAAGUGCUCUGAAGUCACAUGUUGAAAGUAAACAUAAAGGAGUGAGAUAUCCUUGCUCACAUUGCGAGUGUGCUGCAACCACAGCAAGUAGCGAAAAUAAACACGAAGGAGUGAGAUAUCCAACCCCCCGAUGUGACUAUGCUGCAACUACAGCAAGGGAUCUGAAGAGACAUGUUGAAUAUAAACACGAAGGAGUGAGAUAUCCUUGCUCUCAAUGUAAAUACGCGGCAACUACAGGAAGUGCUCUGAAGGCUCAUGUUGAAUGUAAACAUGAAGGAGUAAGAUAUCUGUGCCCCCAAUGUGAGUUUGCCGCAACUUCAGCAAGAAACCUGAAGAAUCAUGUUGAAAAUAAGCAUACAGCUUCUACAGCAAAAGAUCUAAAGAGACAUGUUGAAAGUAAUCAUGAAGGAGUAAGAUAUCCUUGUCCUAAAUGUAAAUAUGCUGCAACUCAGAAAGGAGAUCUGAAAAAACAUUUUAAAAAUAUACAUAAAUGAGUUUAGAGAUCAUUGUUUUCAAUGCAAUCAUGCUGCAAAAGAAUUGCACAACAAUUUUCCAUGACUUGUUGGUAUUUAACAUUUAUUUUUUGGUUUUGGGUAUCUUGAAACUCAUGUCAUUUUCUUAUCGUAUCACAAUUUUUUAUUUAUAUUAUUUGAAGUUUUAUAUUUUUCAUCU